AUGAAACAGCCAUUUGAAAAUAUCGAAGAAUGGAAAAUAAUUGUCAGAGAUACAUUUCAACAUGAUCAGUUGCUUGGAAUAGAGUUAAUUAAUAUUUCUAAUCCAGAUUGGAAAUUACUCGGCGAUGUUUAUUUCAAGCUUGGUGAAUACAAUUUGGCAUUAAACUGUUAUUUGCAAAUAAAAGAUAAAGAUGUGUGUAAUAGGCAUAUACUAUCAAAUGCAGAAAAUUGUAAAGAUGUAAAUUUUACAAUUUUAUACAACAUAGUCGUUUACAAAACAACAAAAGUAAAUCAAGACUUUUUAGCAAAGAUUGUGUUGAAUUUAUACUUUGUGUUAUCAUUAUCCACAAUUGAAAAACAGCAAAUUGAUGUCAAAAGUAUAUUAAUUUCAGUAUUAAGCAUUUAUGUUGAAGAUAAGGAGAUUUUAAACAAUAAAUAUGUUUUCAAAUUACAUUUGUUAUUAAUAUACCAAAUUUUGGAUGAUAAAUUACUUUUGAACGGUGGACUCCACUGGAUGAAUAAAUAUAAAAAAGGUGAUUCUGAAAUGACAAAAUUAUACGAAUUAAAUAAAACAAAUACGGACGAUCUAUCGUACAAACAAAUAAAUGUAUUGACAUAUGACUUAUCAGUUAAAGAAUAUACAAAAGUUAUUAAUCAAACGUUUAACAUAGGAGCGUUAAAACCUGUAUAUUAUUGA
Molecule: messenger RNA, 696 nt
Organism: Didymodactylos carnosus
Lineage: Eukaryota; Metazoa; Rotifera; Eurotatoria; Philodinida; Philodinidae
Source: the annotation of a GenBank genome assembly